AUGCUGCGGCGGUUCCUGCGCGCCCGUGACCACAACGUCGGCAAGGCGUCGGCGAUGUUCCUCAAGUACCUCGCAUGGAAGCGCGCCGCCAAGCCGCGGGGAUCCAUCACCGAGGCCGAGGUGCGCGGCGAGCUCGUGCAGGACAAGCUCUACGUGCAGGGCUUCGACAAGACGGGCCGCCCCAUGAUCUACCUCUUCGGCAACCGGCACUUCGCCGCCAAGCGCGACCUCGAGGAGUUCAAGCGCUACGUCGUCUACAUCCUCGACAGCACCUGCACCAAGUUGCCGGCGGGGCAGGAGAAGUUUGCGUCGGUGGUGGAUCUGAAGGGGUGGGGGUACGCGAACUGCGACAUCCGGGCAAAGCUGGCGGCGUUGGAGAUCAUGCAGAACUACUACCCGGAGCGGCUGGGCCGGAUGUUCCUGAUCCACGUGCCUUACGUGUUCAUGGCGGCGUGGAAGAUGGUGUACCCCUUCAUCGACGACAACACCAAGAAGAAGUUCGUUUUCGUAGCUGACAAGGACCUCGACGCCACGCUCCGCGACGCCAUCGAUGUGUCUCAGCUGCCCGAGCAGUACGGCGGUAAGCUCAGACUUGAGGGGUACAAGAGCUCGUCGACAUGCAACUGA
Molecule: messenger RNA, 627 nt
Organism: Triticum turgidum subsp. durum (durum wheat)
Lineage: Eukaryota; Viridiplantae; Streptophyta; Magnoliopsida; Poales; Poaceae
Source: the annotation of a GenBank genome assembly